This is a messenger RNA of Thelazia callipaeda (thelaziosis nematode), 864 nucleotides long. The record is from the annotation of a GenBank genome assembly. Lineage: Eukaryota; Metazoa; Nematoda; Chromadorea; Rhabditida; Thelaziidae.
AUGUGCCUGAGUGCAACUUUCUACGUCGCUGUAUCAUGCAUAAUUGUGCAGUUUAUUGCAUUGUUUAACCAAAGGUUAUGUGAAGCAGCUCGAGCCAUAGGGAACCCUAGCGCGGUUAUCACAGUCUCAUCUGCGCGAACGUCAAAAAACAAUCCAUUACACUCGCAUGAAAAUGUGACCCUUUGGUGUCAAGCAGAAGAACAAGGAUCAGUUUUGCCAAUCAAAUCAGCGGUCUUUUCGCGGAAAAGAGACGGUUUAGUUUUGAAAGCCGAGAUAAGUAGCGAUCGUAAACGAGCUUACUAUCAUUUUGGAUUGGCACAUGUUGCUGAUUCUGGCAAUUAUACAUGCAAGUUAACUACUAUUAAUGGAUUAAAAGUUAACGGAAAUCACCAAAUUUUUGUUCGUCCAGUGGUACUAGUAGAUUCAGGACACUUUGAAGCUCAAAACAAUGACCCCUUCAAGUUUUUCGGCCAUGGAGUCACGGCCGUUCGAGGAUCUUCUGUAGAGAUCAACUGUCCAGUAAUCGCUUUUCCAGCUGCUCGAUUUUCGUGGACAAAAAAUGGAAAAGAAUUUAGCGCAAAAGACCCUCGCGUGAAUAUACAAAUUGAUGGAAAAAUAAGUAUUGAAAAAGUAAACGAUGGUGAUAAAGGUAUUUACGAAUGCACAGCCACAAACGAAUUUGUCGUGAGUGGGCACACAGAAGCUCAUCAAGUGAUGCUGAGCAGAAUGCUACGAGUUAAAAGCGAAUUAGCAUGGCUAUGGCCGUUACUUGUUAUCAUCGCCAUUAUCACUUUACUUCUGCUGAUUAUUAUAUCAUGUGAAUGCAAAAAGAAAAGGAAUGAACAGAAAUUGUUAGUUGAAUAA